Messenger RNA from Tachyglossus aculeatus (Australian echidna), 654 nucleotides. It is a transcript of the gene LYRM4, whose product is annotated as LYR motif containing 4. The transcript is spliced from 3 exons. NCBI's taxonomy places the organism in Eukaryota, Metazoa, Chordata, Mammalia, Monotremata, Tachyglossidae. Bases 14 to 289 code for a protein of 91 amino acids. Gene Ontology annotation, biological process: iron-sulfur cluster assembly. Gene Ontology annotation, cellular component: L-cysteine desulfurase complex; mitochondrion. The record is from RefSeq and is a predicted model, not a curated record.
CCGCCGGGCCAAAAUGGCGGCGUCCAGUCGCCUUCAGGUGCUCGCCUUGUACCGGGCCAUGCUGAGGGAGAGCUACAAAUUCAGCGCCUACAGCUACAGAAUGUAUGCCAUCAGAAGGAUAAGAGAUGCCUUCAGAGAAAACAGACACGUAAAGGAUCCUCCACAAAUUCAGAUUCUCCUGAAUAAAGCCAGGAAAGACCUAGAAAUAAUUCAGCGACAGGUCCACAUCGGUCAACUAUAUUCAACCGACAAGCUUGUCGUCGAGAAUCGAGAGAGACCUUCCACCUAAGCCGAGCCCGGUGAUCCCGCAGUGGCAGCAGCCACGCCACGGACCAGCAUCGCCCGUCGGCGCCCAGAAAUGUUCCCAGCGUGGACCACGCGUGGCCUGCGACGCAGCAUCGUAUACUAGUUAGAACUCUCAUUCGUGAGAAGCUGAUUAUCCGCGAAACCCGCUUCCAUCGUUUUGCAAGCCAAGGGGUACAGAGUGACCGUCUCGUGGCUCACGGGCUAGGCUACGGAGCUAGAGUUCUGUGGAAAUAAUGCUACGCGUUAUUUUUCCAUCUCGUUUGUGAUUUUUUUGCCUCUGGUAAAGAAUAUUUUCAGGCUUUUGUUUCUUGGUCUCGUUUGGCAAUAAACGAAGAAAAAAGUACGAUA